Molecule: messenger RNA, 1801 nt
Organism: Eupeodes corollae
Lineage: Eukaryota; Metazoa; Arthropoda; Insecta; Diptera; Syrphidae
Product: insulin-like growth factor-binding protein complex acid labile subunit
Exons: 2
Coding region: 1-1677 (558 amino acids)
Cellular component (GO): voltage-gated potassium channel complex
Molecular function (GO): transmembrane transporter binding; potassium channel activator activity; voltage-gated potassium channel activity
Source: RefSeq, a predicted model, not a curated record
AUGUGCAAUUCUUGGCUACUAACAAUAGUUAUAAUUGGAUGCUUAUGGAAUUCCCAGCCUCUAGAAUCAGUGAAAUCAUGUCCAGCCGAAUGCAUUUGUCUAUCUCAGACGCAAGUCCUUUGUAACACUGGCGGACUUGAACAGAUUCCAUUACGGCAAUUGCCAUCGACUGUGGAAAAUCUCGCUCUAACCAAAAACAAUUUCCCAGUCAUAAAACCGGAUUCGUUUGCCGGUCUGCGAGCAUUGAAGAAGCUUUCACUGGAUGGUAAUAAUAUAACGAAAAUCAAGCAAUUCGCAUUCAGAGGACUGCCACGUCUGAAAGAGCUUUCUAUUCAAUAUACUCCGUUACAGACGGUUUCACAAUUUGCAUUUGCCGGCCUGCAAAAUCUGUCGACCAUCCUGCUGAGCCAUAAUCAAAUUAUCCGAAUCGAAGGCAAUGCAUUCGCAGGCACCUCGAAUGUUAAAUUAAUUCUACUCUCGAACAACCCCAUGCUUCGAAUUGAAACGUCCGCCUUUUCUGGCCUCACCAGUGUCGGUCAUUUGAUUCUGCCAUCAGGCAUACGCAUCAUCGAACCGGACGCCUUCUACGGCAUGGAUACUGUUGGUCUGCUAAAGCUAUCCUAUAUGGAUCUGCGUGAGCUGGCGCCCUACACAUUCCGCGGCUUAUCCAAUGUUCUGCUGCUGACCCUGCAAGAGUCCGAUCUGGGAGUUGUCUGUGCGGAUGCUUUCAGCGACCUCAAGCAAGUGGAAACACUGCAAAUACUCAACAAUAAAAUUGAUGCUUUCGAGGAGCUCAACAUUACCUACACGCAACAGAUAAAGUUCCUUAAGUUGCAGGGCAACCAUAUCCUAGAGACACCCGAUCCAAAUUCAAUUAUUCUGGAUGGCGUGGACAGCCUUUCACUGGUGAACAACCACUUUCCCUGUGGCUGCCACAUACACACGCUGCUAGAUGGUCCUUUGGUCGAGGGUGCCUAUAACCAGAGCGAUUUCUUGUCGAAGAACUUUUGCAUAUCGCCGCUGGAGGUGAACGGCAAAUCUAUGAGCGAGUUGGAUCUGGACUCGAUUGGCAGGUGCCAGGACCAUGUGACAAAGGGCAAUCUCGGAUCAUCUUCAAUGACACUAAAUGUAAAUGAGAUGCUGACUCUGAUAGCCCUGUCGAUUUACUACCUCGCAAUACACACGUUCCACUGGAGGAGGUGGUUUCUAUUGUUGCACUCGAAAAAAGAUUGCAUGACGAACAAGAAAUCAUCAUUGUCCUUUGAAGAUGCCAACAACGACAACGCUAACGCCAACAACGACGUUCGAGAAGAAAACGUCACUAUCGUUGCCACAAAUAAAAACGAAACUGACGCUGUCGCUGAUGCUGACGAGGAAGAUGGCAGUGGCAAUGGUGAUGACGAUUCCGUAGCCGAAGGAUGUGUUACAAGGACGAUUUGUCGUCGUCGUAGUAGGAGUCGGAGUCGAAGUCGCAUUCGCAUUCCCAUUCCAAUUUCAAUUCCGAUUCAGAUUCGCAAUUGUCCUUUGCGUUGCUGUUGCUGUUGCGGAAGCCGUAGCCCAUACCAUUGCUUUAGGUAUUGCCGCUGUCACUGUCGUCUUUGUCAUGUAGAUAGUUCUCCUAGCUGUCAGAAACUUUCGAUGAAUAUAAAUAAUACUGGAUGCAUCGUUAAGUUGUAGCAAUGACAAUGGCAAUGCCUUCCAAUCGAACGUUAAUCGAAUUUGGAUCGAGUGCGUUUGUUGUUGCUUUUUUGUUUGUGUGUUGUACAGUUUAAGUUUGUGAAUAGAUUUUUUUGUUGUUGUA